AUGGCAAGUACCUAUACCAAGGAGCGACCACUUCGGGGAAUCAAGAUGUAUUCGCCGAUGGCCUCUGCCAAGACUCUUCUAGUGGGUGAGGUGCGGAUGGAAAGCUUCCUGGAAGCCCGGCAGUCAGUUGCUGCUUUAGCAUUGUCGUAG
Molecule: messenger RNA, 150 nt
Organism: Symbiodinium sp. CCMP2592
Lineage: Eukaryota; Dinophyceae; Suessiales; Symbiodiniaceae
Source: the annotation of a GenBank genome assembly